CUGCGAGUCGGGUAUCUUUUGUUUUCCGACCAAGUCACUUCGCCUUCAAUCAGACUUCACCUUUACUUGUCAUCUUGUCUUGAAUAUUUCAUCGUCAUCUUUCAUUUGGAGUUUGGGGACGAUGCUGUUUUCCUUUCCACGCUUUCUUUUCAGCCCGCUCCCACACUAAUCCUUCGUCUUGGUCCUCUUUCGCAACCAUCUCAACGGUUGCCUGUCAUCGAAUUAUCCCCUCUAACGGGUGUCGACACUUGACCCGUAGAUCUCGGCACGGUCUGACAUCGUCAUUAUGGCUGCGCCGCCUGCUCCUCCCAAGCAAUGGGGCAUCAGCGCUCCCAUGUCUACUGCGCUGCCCGAGCCCAUCGAUAACGAAAAGACGGCCGAGUUGAUCGAGGAGUUGAAGAGACAGAACAACUAUGAGCCGCUGGAGGCCACUCAAAAGAGGAUGUCCACUCUUGCGUUGCUCAACAGAGUUACUCAAGAGUUUGUGCGAGAAGUCAGUCGCAGACAGCGGCUACCGCCAUCGCAAAUCGACCAGUUCGGCGGUAAGAUCUUGACCUACGGUAGUUAUCGUCUUGGAGUAUUUGGACCGGGAUCCGAUAUCGAUACUCUGGCGGUCGCCCCAAGACACGUAACCCGCGAGGACUUUUUUGAGUUGUUUCCCGCCAUUCUCAAACAUAUGACCGAAGAAGGCGAGGUCACGUCCUUGACUCCUGUUCCAGACUCCUACGUCCCUAUAAUCAAACUGGAGAUCAACGAUAUCGAGAUCGAUCUUAUUUUUGCCUCGAUUGCCAGUUUACACACCAUUCCUAAAAACCUGACUCUGAACGACAACAAUUUGCUCACGGGGCUGGAUCAGGCAACUGUUCGAGCAGUCACAGGGCCACGCGUCACGGAUGAGAUUCUGAACUUGGUGCCGGAACAAAAGACUUUCCGGACGGCUUUGCGAGCGAUCAAAUUGUGGGCACAGAGAAGAGCCGUCUAUGCGAACAUUGUCGGAUACCCAGGCGGAGUGGCUUGGGCAAUGCUUGUUGCACGAGUUUGCCAAUUAUACCCUCACGCAGUCGGUGCCACGGUCGUCGACAAAUUCUUCUUCAUCAUGAAGAGCUGGCCGUGGCCUACCCCGGUCAUGCUGAAGGACAUUGAACAGCCUAAAAAUUCACAGGGCAACGAGUUCAAAGUUUGGAACCCUGCGAUCUACAAGGGCGACGGUAAGAUGCUGAUGCCCAUCAUCACUCCAGCCUUUCCUAGCAUGUCCGCCACGUACAAUAUCUCCAAAUCUGGCAAAGCUAUCAUCCUGCGUGAGCUAGAGAGAGGAAGCCAGAUCACCAACCGCAUCUUUUCCGGAAAGGCCCGCUGGAGCGAUCUUUUCAAAAAGCACACCUUCUUCACAGCCGACCACAAAUACUACCUUGGCGUUACUGCCAGUACGCUGAAUGCCGAUUCGGCCAAGCAAUGGGCAGGUCUUGUUGAGUCUAAAGUCCGAAUUUUCGUCAUGUUACUGGAAGGCAUCAAGGAUAUCGCGCUUGCUCGUCCUUUCACCAAAGGCUUUAAGAGGGUCCACAGAUGCACGGAUGAAGGUCAGAUUCGAGAGGUCCAGAAGGGCAGCAUGAAGUACAAGGUGGAAGAGACCAAGACUGUUGAAACAACCGACCCAGAGCUUGUUAUCAGCAACGGCGACGGCGCCGCUGUCCCGGCCGCGGUUGCUACUCAGCCAGAAAAUGAUCAAGGCGCUUACACCGUGUAUACGUACACUUUCUAUAUCGGCAUUGACACGACGGCCAAGGGAAGUCUCAACAUUGCGCCAUCUUUCCAGAACUUCAAGGACAUCUGCGAGGGCUGGACAAGCUUCAAUCGAGAUGCACAUUUUCUCACACUUGCGUCUAUCAAGUGCUGGGAUCUGCCUGAUGAUGUGUUCGACACCAAAGCCGGCGAAGUCAAGCCAAGUAAGCCGGUCAAGAAGGUCGUGAAGCCCUCCAAGGUCGAGACCAAGACGGGGGUUCGAAGGAGCAUCAAUGAAGUUGAGGGUGACGAAGCCAAUGGCGCAUCUGUCAAGCGACAACGAUUGAUGACACCCACACCAACGCCCACUCCGACAGCUACUGCAGCGCUCGCCUGAAAAUGAGUGACAGCCUGACCAGUAGCCCUGCCCCUUCCCACGUGGGCAUUUCUACGAGAGUGCCUGAACCGAUGAGCAGACGCGAUGCACAAAGCGUCCGUGUCGGUCUAUAUGACCACAGACCAUGAAUGCUCAUCAAUUGCCAAACAUCAUGAAACACCCAAAAAGGUGAAAAGACAAAAGAAGUGAAAAAAAAGUUGCAGCAAAAAAGCUGUCAACAAUUUCCAGUGAGAUGCCGUAGUUCUUGAAGAGACUAACCUGCGCACAGCACAAUAAGCAUCAGAGCACCGUGCAAUAGCAGAUUGGAAUUCGGUUCGACGUCGAGGUUGGCAAAGCUAUGUUUUAGACAAGCAUCAGGUUUACGAGUGCGUUCUAACAGCGUUGAGUUGAAGAUUGCACUCGAUUUUGAAUUCGACGGCGAACGGAGAAUCAUCAAAGCCAGGAAGGGCUUCAUUGUUUCCAGGAGACCACAGAGGGCAAGCAGGCCCGGAUUUGCUUCGUAUGUACAUAACCAGUCACUACUACAAGAGACAGCCAGACAGACAUACACCAAAGACAAUACCAAAAAAACAAUUUAGGAGGUCUACGGAUCUCGAGAAACAAGAAAAGG
This is a messenger RNA of Exophiala xenobiotica, 2726 nucleotides long. RefSeq lists its product as uncharacterized. Gene Ontology annotation, cellular component: nucleus. The transcript is spliced from 4 exons. Gene Ontology annotation, molecular function: RNA binding; poly(A) RNA polymerase activity. The coding region runs from base 287 to 2116 and encodes 609 amino acids. The record is from RefSeq and is a predicted model, not a curated record. Lineage: Eukaryota; Fungi; Ascomycota; Eurotiomycetes; Chaetothyriales; Herpotrichiellaceae.